This is a messenger RNA of Manis javanica (Malayan pangolin), 684 nucleotides long. NCBI's taxonomy places the organism in Eukaryota, Metazoa, Chordata, Mammalia, Pholidota, Manidae. The record is from RefSeq and is a predicted model, not a curated record.
AUGACUGGGGGCUGGAGCCGGGAGGGGGCAUCGCAGUGCAGUGCAGGAAGCUCCAGCUCUGAGGCCAAGGCAAGGGGGCCCAGUGAUGGUUUAGGUGUUGAAUCUCUCUCCAGACCAGCCUUCCCUGUACCUCCCACUGGGUUUCAGUCUCAUAUAAGGUCAGGCAGUGCCCAGAGCAGGGGGGAUGCAAGAAAGCCAGCAGAGACGCCAGGCACUUGGGUUGGUACUGGGGGUCUGGCCCUUCCGGGCCGUGAAGUGGGGCUCACUCUGUUCUGCUUCUCCAGGCGGGAAGACAAGCUCCGCAUCCAGAGUGGCUGGCUGUGCCACCUGGCGCCGGAGAUCAUCCGUCAGCUGUCUCCCGACACAGAGGAGGACAAGCUCCCCUUCUCCAAGCACUCGGACGUCUUUGCCCUCGGCACAAUUUGGUAUGAACUCCACGCCAGAGAGUGGCCUUUCAAGACCCAACCAGCAGAGGCAAUAAUCUGGCAAAUGGGCACUGGCAUGAAACCCAACCUCAGCCAGAUCGGCAUGGGAAAAGAAAUCUCGGACAUUCUUCUCUUUUGCUGGGCCUUUGAACAAGAAGAAAGACCUACCUUCACCAAGCUCAUGGACAUGCUGGAGAAACUGCCAAAGCGAAACCGCCGCCUGUCUCACCCCGGACAUUUCUGGAAGUCUGCAGAGUAG